AUGUCAUUGGCGAAUCUUACUCCGGAUUUACUGCGAAGAAAGCCGCGGUUUAUUUCAUUUAAUUCUGAUAAAGGGAAAAUAGAUAUCGAUUUGGAUUUAUCAAUUCCAUUUUUAUCAAUACCUCUAAAUCACGAAGAAGGAGCAGAUGGUCCACAACCUCUGGUAAAUGUCAAUUUAAAAUCUGUUGCUAUUGCUGGAGUCUUAGCUGGGGUGUCGGCAUUUAUUUUGCCACUAUUUUUCUACAAGCCUUCCGCUGAACAUCGUACAGGCCGGAACGAUGAAUUUGGAUUUAAAGAAGUGGGCCAAGCAUUCAAUGAAUUAAUGUUGGGAAAUAAUUAUGUGACACCGUGUCUUCAAUACGCAGUUUGUAGUGCUGUUGCUAAAGUUAAUCAUGCUAGAGUUUUAUCAAACAGUGAUAAAAUAAUUGACGGAAUAGCCAACCUCGGGUGGUUUAAAAACGCUACCCAUGGUACAGCGAUACAAGAAGCAAUCGAUAUAGGCCGACGGUCUAAUCCUGGAUGUUCUUAUUUGUUUAAAGGAUGCAAAAUGCCUGCAGAUACUCUUGAGACAAUGUUGAAUGAAUUAGGAGUUUAUUGA
Molecule: messenger RNA, 597 nt
Organism: Cotesia congregata
Lineage: Eukaryota; Metazoa; Arthropoda; Insecta; Hymenoptera; Braconidae
Source: the annotation of a GenBank genome assembly